Molecule: messenger RNA, 576 nt
Organism: Papaver somniferum (opium poppy)
Lineage: Eukaryota; Viridiplantae; Streptophyta; Magnoliopsida; Ranunculales; Papaveraceae
Product: ATP-dependent DNA helicase PIF1-like
Exons: 1
Coding region: 1-576 (191 amino acids)
Source: RefSeq, a predicted model, not a curated record
AUGGGGAGACUUACACGUAUUUUACAUGGGGAGACGUACAUGAUGAUUCGGGAUGAUCAUGGAAGGGAUUCAGAUUUUAUAACUGAAUUUCUCAACAAUUUGAGUCCACCAGGAUCACCUCCAUUUAAGCUAGACCUUAAAGUUGGAUGUCCCAUUAUGUUGUUGAGAAAUCUGGCACCGAAAGAAGGCCUUUGUAAUGGUACAAUACUGGUGGUGACGAGGUGCGGACGACACGUGAUUAAAGCUAAAAUCAUAACUGGAGAAAAAGCUGGUGAAGUAGUAUUCAUCCCAAGAAUAACUUUUCAACCUUUAGCUUCAGAGCUAAACACACAAAUGGAAAGACGUCAAUUUCCCAUACGCGUUGCAUAUGCGAUGACUAUUAACAAAUCACAGGGACAAUCGGUGAAGAAUGUGGGAAUUUAUUUACGUACUCAAGUAUUUAGCCAUGGUCAGCUAUAUGUCGCAUUGUCCAGGUGUACUGCUGCAAGGAGAAUCACUUUAUUGUUUCCAAAUGAAUCAAAUGUGUCAAAAGAUCCGUUAACAAAAAAUGUAGUGUAUCCUGAAGUAUUAUUGUAG